Molecule: messenger RNA, 6543 nt
Organism: Cylicocyclus nassatus
Lineage: Eukaryota; Metazoa; Nematoda; Chromadorea; Rhabditida; Strongylidae
Source: the annotation of a GenBank genome assembly
AUGGCUGUCAUGGGUAAGGCAGCCGUCAUCGUCGUCACUUUUUCACUGUUUUCACGAAUAACGCACGCUGUCGGCAGAGAUGACGAUAAUUCGGUGACCUGCGCCGAAGUCGAUGCCGACAUCGUGUUCGUCAUCGACAUCACUUCAUCAAACAACACAGCAUUUCUCAUCCAACAACAUCGUCUGUUGCGCACUCUCAAACGGCUAGCAAACGUCUUGAAAGAUCGAUCGGUACGCUAUGGAGUGAUAGGAUUUAGCAAACAGCCGGAACUGUUGCUUGAACUCGAAUCACCGUUUGCUACCGAUACGGAACGGGUCUCCGACGUGAUCUCAACGCUUAAACCAAAACAGUCAACUUCAAACUCAGCAGCCAAAGCUCUAGAAGAGGCCAUGUCAUUAUUUUUCGAAUCAAGAACUGCUGGUCAAAGACGAAAAGUGGUCAUUUUGGCUCAUGACGGGCUCAACACUGACCUCGUCGCAGAAACUUUGGAAGCAGUAUCGAAUGUGGAAAAACUCGGAGCUACCACGUUUGCUAUCACAGGCAGUUCACGUCCGAAUUCAUACGCUUUGUUAGGAUAUACUGGCGCCAGAGAGCGCAUAUUUAUUUCAGCCGCUGAUAGACAAGUGUUCCAGGAAACACUCGAUGAGGCUCUUGGAGUUUGCACGCCACCGUCUGAAGAAACUCCAUCAUCAAGGGAAUUAAAAAAGAGGCUUCACGGAGUGAGGGGCCGUCGAGCCGAUGAUGAGAAGCUGGUAUUUACACCAGGACAAAAAUGCGGCUUCGAUAAGAUCGAUCUCGCGCUUGUGCUCGACACAUCCGGCUCAGUUUUUCGAGUUUUCGAAGAUCAACGUCAAAUCGCUCUCGAUAUGCUCGAUGAAAUUCCCACCACGGCUUACGACAAUGCGGUUCAGGUGUCUGUUACCCGUUUUGCCGCAAAUGCGGACGUCAUGCUCCCAUUCCUACGUGGACGUUCCCUUGAUGAAAUCAAAGACACCGUCAAAGAAGUGAAAUUUACCGGGCAAAAUACCCGUAUUGCCGGUGCGGUUGAGAUUGCGCUCGAUGAAAUGGAAAGGGCUAGGAGAAAGGAUGCUCGGCAGGUAUUCGUUCUCAUUUCCGAUGGCCAUGGGCAAGAAUACUGGAAUGUUGUGCAAGCUACAGGAAAACGACUACAGGACGCCAAUGCAGAACUAUUUGCUGUGUCAGCUAGUCGAGACUAUAAUGAACAAGAAUUGCUGAUCUAUGUUGGUGAUAAAAGUCGAGUGUUCGUCGGAGAUCAGUACACCAAUUUCCUGCCUACUAUCACCUCUUAUAUGAAUGAUUGCGUGAGUAAAAGUGGUGGAAAGACCCUCGCACGUCUUCAAUCGAAAUUCAAAACUACAAGUUCUUUCUCAUUUUCAGAGGAAACUGCAGCAACUAAACGCUUCUCGCUACUUAACAUUCUUGCCUCCACCUCUACGAUUGAACCAACUUUCACAGAAGUUACUGAAUUCACAGAAGUUACUGAAAAUUCGCUUCCCAACGAAGCUGAGGAAGAAACCACAAGCGAUGGUGGCUUUUUCACUGAGGAAGCAUCCGGGAAUGAGAACAGUGUUUCCACAACGAUUGAGCCCAUCUGGCCAAUUACUGAUGGUUUUGAUGACGGCGAUGUUCAAGUGGUUGAUGGUGUAAGAGAAACCAACGAAGGUUCGGACGAGGUUUCACGCGCCAGACAGAGAGAUCUAGCGGAGCCACAAUCCUGUGAUGUCGACCUUGUCAUGAUCAUUGACACUUCAUCAAGCGUUGAGGACACUUUCAAAAAGGAGAUUGCACUCGCAAAUCGUACUGCAGAACUGUUUGCUCCUAAAGAUUUCUCAUUUGGAAAAAUACAAGUUGGAGCUGUAAGCUUUUCGAGGAAUUCACGACUAGAGCUCAAAUUUGGCAGAAAUACUCGUGAUUUUGUUCUACAUAGAUUUGCAAAAAUUCGAAACACAGCAGGUCCCACUCCGUCUGUUUCUGGUGCUCGUCUUUCUAUACAGCGGCUUGUCGCAACUCGACGACCUUCAGCCCGUCUUGUUGUUGUCCUUCUUACCGACAGUAUAAAUCAGGAUCGAUGGCGUGAGCUGAUAGAAACAUCUAUGAAUAUUCACGAUGUACCAAACAGCGCACUUUUGGCCUACACACCAAAUCGCACCUUCUCUGAGCGUGAACUACAGGAGUGGGCUGGCGAAAGAGCCAAAGUUUUCCUAUCUGAAGAAGAAAACAAGUUUCUACAUGCUGUAAAUAAGGAAGUCAAGCGCUGCGGAAAGAGCGCUACCGUAAGCGGAGCUGGUGAAGUAGAGGAAAUUGCCAAGAAAAGCGACAGAAAACUUCAAACAGUGGAAUGGACAGUGGCACGGGAUGAGAUGCCGACAUCUCGUUCACCUCCUAGAGCUACCUCAUCUCCUAGAGCUACCUCAUCUCCUAGUGCUACCACUACUACUUCUGAGCCAGAAACAACGACCAGCAGGGUUACAGGAAGAGGCCUGAGGACGAGGACUUCUUCUGCUGGACAGGUGGCUACAAGAAUCAGUACGAGCACUACCCUAAGGUCAACACAGGAAAUUGCCAGCACUACUCUAAGGCAACGUACCAGUACUACUCCAAGGCCAAGAACCAGCACUUCUCGACGUCCUACCACCAUUGAACUUGAUCCCGUUACUGCUGAUCUGAUCACCGAGGGAUCAGCAGAGUCAAGUGGCGAGAGCUCUGGGGUUUCUCCGAUACCACAAAAACUGAAGAGGAUUAAAACAACUACUACCAUUGAAGCUUUGUUGGAGAGUACCACUGAAGCUGAAGACAAUACUGUUACUGACGCUACUGAUGGUGAAGGUUCCGGAUUGCAAACGCCAUCAGCUGAUGAACGCCGCGCCCAAGGUAUAAGGACCGCUAAGGAUUUGCCAAAGAUUGAGGAAGCAAAGCAUGCAGAAGCAAUAUUUGAGAAAUCAGGACCUAGACCCAUUUUACCCUGCUUAACCGAUUUAAUGUUCGUUAUCGAUACUUCCACCAGCGUUGAAGGUGAAUUCCAAAGGCAGCUGCAGUUCGCUGUGGAUCUGGUAAAACGGCUACCUACUGAAGAUUUUGAACAUAGAGUUCGUGUCGGUGUUGUUGUUUUCAAUCAAAAAGCAUCGCUUGUGCUGCACCUGAAUGAGCCACGUUCAAGAUCAGCGGUACUGGACUCCUUGCUUUCAACAAAUUAUUCUGGCGGAAGUACUUCAGUAGCCAGCGGUGUAAACAUGGCAGUCGACGAGAUAGAAAAAUACCGCCGAAAAGAUGCUCGCCUGAUGCUUGUGCUGAUCUCCGAUGGAAAUAGUCAAGAUCAUUGGGAUGAAGUGAUCAGAUCGUCAAAUAGACUACGAACUACCGGAGCUGAUGUCUAUGCUGUGACGAUCAGUAAGAAAUACAUGUUCAGAGAGCUAGAGCUAUAUGCCGGGGACAAAUUGCGUGUUUACAUCGACGCUAGAGUUCGACAAUUCUUGGACGAAACUGAAAAAGCCGUCACACAUUGUGAAGGAGCAUCUAGUGGUUCAUCCCUCCGGCUGGUUCUACAAGCUCCAAAAUCAUGCUCUUCUCUCGUUGAUUUGUUGAUUAUUCUGGAUACUUCUGCAUCCGCGGAAGAUUUCUUCAAGGAGAAGCAGGUAGCUGUGGACCUGCUUAGAGUGCUGCCUGAGAGUGUGUUCGAGAAACGCCUUUCUGUCUCAAUCGUUACGUUUGCAAACACUUCAUCUGUUUCUUCGUCAUUUGGACUGCUGCCAAAGGAUGAGGUCGUAUUCGAACUGGAAAGGAUUGGAAAUUCAACUGGUCCACCAAGUCUUGCUUCUGGCUCUACUGCAGCUUCUGUGGAGAUCAAAGCACAUAGACGAGAUAACUCAAGAGUUAUGGUUAUUAUCGUAUCCAAUGGACAAGGUGGUGAAGAUAAAUUUGAAGAAGUAAAGAAAACAUCAGCUGCUCUAAAAUCUUCUGGAGCAGAAAUCUUCGCAGUAUCGUUGUCAGACACCCCGAAUGUGGAUAAACUCAGAGAAUAUACUGGAAGCAACGAAAGACUAUAUGUAGCUGAAAAAUCCGACAAAUUCAUUCAGGAUAUCGGAAGCGCAAUAUUAUCAUGCUCUAGUGCCAGUGGUGUUAAUAACGUUGAGACAGAAGAUGCAUUGCGGCGUCCUGAUAUCGAUUUCAAUGAAAAACUGGAGCAAUUCAGACUGGGUGGCAGCAGGAAAAAGUGCAAAUACGAUAAGAUGGAUCUACAAAUAAUUUUGGAUGCAUCAUCUUCACGAAAGGAGGUUUUCGAACAUCAACGUGAAUUGGCAUUAUCACUUAUUGAACGUCUUCCAAUCUCGGCUGAUGGAUCUCAUGUUGCGGUUGGAGUCAGCAGUUUUAAUUCGGUUCCAACUCUGAGACAAAGCCUCGGUCUUGGCAGAGAUAAGGCCACGAUCCGAUCUGCUAUCGAAUCCAUAAAAUACAAAGGAGGAUCGACUUUGACUGCACAAGCUGUGGAUUUAAGCAUCGAUGAUCUCCUGCGAGGAAAAAGGCCAGAAGCAUUACAGGUCGUAGUGCUUAUGAACGACGGAAUGUCGCAAGAUCCUUGGGAUAGAGUGCUUUCUACAAGUGAGAGAUUAGCUGCCACCAAAGCUGAACGAUUCGGAGUUGCUCUUGGGAAAGAGGUUGACUUGCGUGAGCUACAUCAUUAUAUUGGCCGUAAUGAUAGGAUCUACAGAGAUGGUUCCACAGAAAAGUUCUUAAACGAUAUUGUUGCACUGCUUGAGGGAGAAAAGGAUUGUCCUGAGGAGACUGCUCAAAGAGAGGGCAUUAUACCUCGUCGUCAUCAGUUCUCAACUGACGAAUGCGAAGGUGCAAAUCUUGACCUAGUAGUGGUAUUUGAUAACACGGAGAAAUCACCGAAUAAGCGAGAUUCAGCUAUAAAUGCCAAUAGAUAUCUUCUGCUUGAUGUACUCGGAUCGCUAAAACAUGGCGCAAGAGUGCGUGUUUCUCUGAUCUCAUUCUAUCCGCGACCACAGAUCACAGUAGACUUUACGGAUAUUUCUGAAAGGGAUAAAAUGAUUGCUAAGAUCGAGGCUAUCAAAACUAUCAAUGAAGAGCCUUCAUAUUCUGAUGCUGUCUCUUUGGCACUUGAUCACCUGCAUAAGGAAGGACGAGCCGACGCCAAAGCUUCCAUCAUUAUUCUUGGAAAUGGAAAAGGCAAUGACACUUUUGAGGAGAGAAUAGCUGUUGCUAAUCGAAUGAAAGAGACUCCUUCUCUCAGCUGCCUUGCUGUUGAUUCUUCACCAUCAACUGACAUCAACUCCCUAAAGCUCUUUACUGGCUCCCGUGAACGUGUCUUCCCUUACGAACGAAAUGCAGAUUUUGCUCGCCACAUCAAUAGCUUGGCUACGGUAGCUGACAACCCGAAAUGUCAAUUCCCUUCGCGUGCCGUACGUGAUCGCGUCUAUGGAGUACGACCAGUCACACCAGUCAGUGAAUGGGUGUACAGCACCUCGGGACCGAUUGGUGCAGGUUCUCAGGAUAAUAAACUUGACACGUCACAGCUAUCAGUAUUGCUACAAGAAACUGACGGCCCUCCAGAUGAAGAUGAUGCAGAAACAACACUUGCAACAACUAGAGCAACAACAACAACAACAAGAGCAACAACACACACAACAGCAGCACCAACAACGAGAAGACAUACAACAGCAGCAACAACAACGAGAAGACAUACAACAACUAGAAGAACGGAGGAACCCAGCACAACACAUUCUACGACACCUCACAGGAGAUUGUCUUUGAGACCGAGAACGAGCACUACGCAUACGACGACGACUACUACGGAACAAACAACACAUUCUACCACAAAACACACGACAAAGCUCUAUUCGAAACGAACCACUCGCCAACCAACAUCACCUUCCUAUACCUACCACUUUACUAGAAGAAGCACACUAGGACCUGUAGAGUCGUCGACAGUUUUCAGAAAAGGCUGUCUCAUCGAUUUGAUAAUUGUUCUGGACUCUUCUGGAAGUGUUGAAGAGACUUUCCGUCGUGAGAAAGAACUUGCAGCUGGCAUCAUUUCUCGAUUGAGGAUUGGGCCUGACAAUGCUAGGGUUGCCAUCAUAAGAUUUGCCGGAAGUCAAAGUGUGAGGACUGUAUGGGCAUUUGGUGAACCGCAAUCAAAGAACAAAAUCCUUCGGGUUUUGGACAGUCUUCCAUUCAGCUCUGGUACUACAGCCAUCGAUGCGGCUUUGUUGAAGGCGUUCUCCGAAUAUACAAUGGACAAUGGUGCUCGACCAGGUCAUGCUAAACCCGUGGCUAUAAUCUUCACCGAUGGAUACGGUCGACAUUCGGCACUGAAAGCGGCCGAGAAACUCAGGGCUGUUAUUCCGGAUACAUAUGCUAUCGCUAUCAAUCACAUGUUCGCCAUUGCUCGGCCAGAGCUCGAAGUGAUUGUUGGACAACCUGAGCGAGUAUUUACGGAUGAAAAUAUUGGAAAAUUCCAUGAUAUCUUGGAAAACAUCGCAAGGGACUGCAUUGUUGAUUAG